GUUAAUGAAAUCUAUCACGAUGAGUCUUUAGGUGCCCAUAUUAACGUUGUCCUAGUACGAAUCAUCCUGCUGAGCUAUGGAAAAUCCAUGAGUUUAAUUGAGAUUGGCAAUCCUUCUCAAAGUUUAGAGAAUGUGUGUCGUUGGGCCUACCUACAACAAAAACCUGAUACUGGGCAUGCAGAAUAUCAUGACCAUGCAAUUUUUCUCACAAGGCAGGACUUUGGACCUUCUGGAAUGCAAGGCUAUGCUCCAGUUACUGGCAUGUGUCAUCCAGUUCGAAGCUGUACACUUAAUCAUGAAGAUGGCUUCUCCUCAGCAUUUGUUGUAGCCCAUGAAACUGGACACGUAUUAGGCAUGGAACACGAUGGCCAAGGGAACCGAUGUGGGGAUGAAGUGCGGAUGGGAAGUAUAAUGGCGCCACUGGUCCAGGCUGCAUUCCAUCGCUUCCAUUGGUCUCGCUGCAGCCAACAGGAACUGAACCGAUACCUGCAUUCCUACGAUUGCCUGCGUGAUGAUCCUUUUGACCAUGAUUGGCCUUCCCUUCCGCAACUGCCAGGACUCCACUAUUCCAUGAAUGAGCAGUGCCGCUUUGAUUUUGGUUUGGGCUACAUGAUGUGCACAGCUUUCCGCACCUUUGAUCCUUGCAAGCAGCUGUGGUGCAGUCAUCCUGAUAACCCUUACUUCUGCAAAACAAAGAAAGGACCUCCGUUGGAUGGGACUAUGUGUGCUCCUGGAAAGCAUUGUUUUAAAGGUCACUGUAUCUGGUUAACUCCAGAUAUCUUGAAGCAAGAUGGAAACUGGGGAGCAUGGAGUAAAUUUGGUUCCUGUUCCCGAACUUGCGGAACGGGAGUGAAAUUCCGGACACGCCAAUGUGACAAUCCACACCCUGCUAAUGGAGGCCGCACAUGUUUUGGGCCAAGCUAUGAGUUCCAGCUAUGCAAUAACCAAGAAUGUCCUGAUGGUGAUGAUGACUUCAGAGAGGAGCAAUGCAGGCAGUGGAAUCCCGUUUUUGAAUAUCAGAAUAUGAAGCAUCACUGGCUUCCAUAUGAACAUACUGAUGCUAAAGAAAGGUGCCACCUCUACUGCGAGUCCAAGGAAACUAAUGAUGUGGUAUAUAUGAAAAGAUUGGUACAUGAUGGAACACAGUGCUCCUAUAAGGAUUUGCACAGUGUCUGUAUGCGAGGAGAAUGCCUGAUCAGAGGAUGGGUGACAGGUGACUGGGAACCUUGCAGCAAAAGUUGUGGGAAAACAGGAUAUCAGGUGCGUUCAGUGCGAUGUAUCCAAACAUUGCACGACAACACAAACCGUUCUGUCCAUACCAAAUACUGCAGCAGCGAUCGUCCGGAGGGCAAGAGGGUUUGCAAUCGAGAACUUUGCCCUGCACAGUGGUGGAUUGGACCCUGGUCACAGUGUUCUGUAACCUGUGGUAACGGCACACAAGAAAGGCCAGUUCUCUGCAGGACAAGAGAAAAUAUUACUGGCUUUUGUAAAGAAGAUAGGCCAGAAACAACAAGGCUCUGCAGGCUACCUUCAUGCCCUAAAAAUUCAUCAGAUACAUCCAAGAAGACCUAUAUGAUACAGUGGCUGUCGAGACCGGACACAGAUUAUCCCAUCCAGAAAAUAUCUUCAACAGAACAUUGCAAAGAAGACAGAUCAAUGUUUUGUCGCAUGGAAGUUCUCCAUCGGUACUGUACCAUUCCUGGAUAUAAUAAACUGUGUUGCAAGUCUUGUGGUAUGUACGCUAAUGAAACAGGGCAUGACAACUCAACAGUUAAUGAUAUUGAAGAGGACUUCACUCCCACGCUUGCAACAUCUGUUGAAGAUCACACACCAUAUAGAGCAACAGGUCCACCAGAUGUUGCCAAGGUAAAUAUCUCCAGUUCUAAUGUAACCAUAGAGCAGCCAGAAGGCAACACAGUGGAUGCUCCCUAUAAAAUUCAUCAGACGGAAAAUGAAGUGCCUCAACACAACAUCAUCUGGAGGAGGAGAUCACCAUAUGAAAGGACAAAGAACCAAAGAAUUCAGCAGCUGAUUGCAGAAAAAAGGGAAAAAGGAAUGCUCAGGGAAUUGCAUUAAAUUGGAAAUAUAACUCUAUAUACAGAUAUAUAUUUUCUCUCUUAUAGAGAUGUUACAGUACUGCAGUAUUGCCCAUGCCACCCUAGAGACUAAUUUUUUUAAAUAGCGGUGCUAUGGCAGAAAUGCCUAAUGCUACAGCUUGCAAUAAAUAGACAUGUAGGCUUAUUUAAUUAAAGAAAAGAUAAACAGCAUAACAAAUGUUAGGUUACAAAUAUCCACUGAAAAUUGUACAAUAGCAUCAUAGCUUAACAGCUAUGCAGCAGUGCUGCAUGCAGGUAGUCCUUGUUUAAAGACUGUCUUCUUUAGCAACUAUUUGUAGUCAUGACGAUAAUAAAAAACAUCACUUUAUAACAAAUCCUCAUAUUUAUGACCUUCACUGUUCUAUAAAGCAAGAGAAAUUGAAGUAAGAUCAUAGGCAUGGUUGCAGUUUCACUUAGCAACCACUUUGCUUAAUGAGUUGCUGAUCCCAAUUGUAGUCACUAAACAAGGACUACUUGUAGUAAAGGUCAGCAGAGUUGUUUCUUUUUAUUUUCUAUCUUGCUCCACCUCUGUGUAUGUUUGAAUCCAAUGGAAUCUACCUGGGUGAUACUAUUUUUAUCAAAAAAAAAAGUCUUAUCAAUUGAUCCAAAAUACUUAAUAAG
Molecule: messenger RNA, 2717 nt
Organism: Thamnophis sirtalis
Lineage: Eukaryota; Metazoa; Chordata; Lepidosauria; Squamata; Natricidae
Source: RefSeq, a predicted model, not a curated record